GCAAGUCGGUUACACAGUUUCAGUAUUAAACUGAUCUUUCAUAACUGAUAUCACUUCAUCAAGAUUUCAUACAGAUUCCAACAAUGAACUACAGAAAUUUAAACCUCACAAUCAUCUCCGCAUCUGGCCUUAAAAAACCCACUUUCAUGGGCAAAAUGGACGUAUACGCCGUCGUUUCAAUCUUCGGCACCGUCGGCAACCCUCAAAAGCUCAAAACCAACAUAUCCAAACACGGUAAUUCCGACCCCACAUGGAACUUUCCGAUGAAGUUCAUCAUCAACGAAGCCGCAGGAUUCCAAAACCGCCUCACACUCGUCGUUAAAAUUAAGGCGGCGGGGAUUUUCGGCGGCAGGAACCUCGGAGAAGUUCACGUUCCGGUGAAGGAGCUUCUAGAAGGUGUAAAAGAUGAAGGGAAGACGAUGCAGGUUGUUAGUUAUCAGGUGAGAAGACCGUCGGGGAAAGUUAAAGGGGUUUUGAGUUUUUCGUAUGAGGUUGGAGAGAAGUUUACCGGUAAACCGGAAGAACCGGUGACGGCGUAUCCACCAGGUUACGGUUACCAGCAGCAACAACCGGGUUACGGUUACUAUCCUCCACCGCCUCCGGCGUCGUCGGGGUAUGGUGGUUAUCCUCCUCCGCCGCCGGUGGUGGUUCCGCCGCGUGGAGGUAGGAUGGGGAACUCUGGUAUGGGGUUUGGAACCGGGUUGUUGGGUGGUGCGCUUGGUGGGAUGUUGCUUGGUGAGAUGAUGUCUGGUGGUGGUGGGGGAUGUGGUGGUGGGGGAUGUGGUGGUGGAGGGUGUGGCGGUGGUGGUUGUGGAGGUGGUGGUUGUGGUGGUUUUUGAGUGGAUAUGUUUUGUUUGGUUUUAUGGUUUUAGUAUGUUACGUGUUAUGUACAUAUGGCCUGGUAUACGUUUUAAUUGUAAUGAAUAAAGAAAUUAGAAAGGAAAAGUAACGGUAUGAACGAGUUUAGCUGUUUGUGAGCUACUUUGGUUUGAUUGAACGAGUUUAGCUGUUUGUGAGCUACUUUGGUUUGA
Helianthus annuus (common sunflower) is the source of this 1031-nucleotide messenger RNA. Its product is annotated as protein SRC2. Gene Ontology annotation, biological process: defense response. The coding region runs from base 84 to 839 and encodes 251 amino acids. The record is from RefSeq and is a predicted model, not a curated record. NCBI's taxonomy places the organism in Eukaryota, Viridiplantae, Streptophyta, Magnoliopsida, Asterales, Asteraceae. The transcript is spliced from 2 exons.